Molecule: messenger RNA, 1369 nt
Organism: Orbicella faveolata
Lineage: Eukaryota; Metazoa; Cnidaria; Anthozoa; Scleractinia; Merulinidae
Product: potassium voltage-gated channel protein Shal-like
Biological process (GO): action potential; potassium ion transmembrane transport; protein homooligomerization
Cellular component (GO): membrane; voltage-gated potassium channel complex
Molecular function (GO): protein binding; voltage-gated potassium channel activity
Source: RefSeq, a predicted model, not a curated record
CCGUCUAUUACCGUAGAUUCGUCUACACCUUUGUCUUAGUCAAGACACUUUGCCGUCGAAAUAAUCCAGCACUGUUGGGUGCACGUGCUAUUAUCAACAAAAAUGUUUAUGUACAUAUUAAGAAUUUAGUACUCGCUAAUGAGUUCCUGUUCGUUCACCCUGGGUGUUAUCACCAACUCUAAUUACAAGACGCCGUGUUACCGAGUGGUCGCACCUCUAUAAUUGCGCCGAUAGAUUGCAAGAUAAUCUUGAGAUGCCUUCAACGGAUAAACCUGUCGACGAUCUUGAAAACUGGCUUCCCCUUGGCGAAGUUGGUCUCGUUGGUAUAACUCCGAUAUUUCCAAAGGAGAAACCAUUCAGUGUAUUGCAUCGUAAGCAGUUGAAAGACAAGCGAAUUGUCCUCAAUGUGAGUGGACGAAAGUUCGAGACCUGGGACUACACAUUGAAGAAAUACCCCACAACUCUACUGGGCAGCAGCGAAAGGGAAUCUUUUUACGAUUCGCAGCGGAAAGAGUACUUCUUUGAAAGGGAUCCUAGUUUUUUCCGACAUAUCUUAAACUACUAUCGACAUGGAAAACUGCAUUUUUCUCUAGAGGAAUGCGGCGAGUUUUACGAAGACGAACUGAAAUUUUUCCGGAUUCCAACAGACGCGGUGGGUUUGUGCUGUCUCGAAGAAUAUCACGACGCGAACGCUGCUGCAAUUCGCGAAUCAAAUUCAGAAGCCGGAGAAGCAAUUGCAAGCCACUGUGAGUGUGUUCCGCAACGGAAGACAUUCCGGCAACGCUUGUGGUUCAUGUUUGAAAACCCAAGGUCUUCCACCACAGCCAAGGUGGUGUACUACGUCAUAGGAGUAGCUAUUAUAUUGAGUAUCAUUACAACCAUAACAGAGACAAUUCCCUGCGGUGAUAAAACAUGCGGCGAGGAAUAUAAACAAGCUUUUCAAUACUUAGAUGGCUCUUGUGUUGUGGUCUUAACAUUGGAGUAUUUGAUCCGCCUGUUUGCGGCCCCUCACAGAUGGAAGUUCGUGAAAGAGUUUCAGAGCAUUGUGGAUCUUGCAGCUGUGAUUCCAUUUUACCUUGACAUUGGUUUGAAAAGCGCUGGCGACUUUGACGCACUGACAAUUUUGCGCGUUUUUCGUGUGUUUCGAGUGUUCAAAAUGUCGCGGCAUUCCACCAGGCUGCAAGCUCUUGGCUCUUCGAUAAAAAACUCCUCUUCCGAGCUAGGAUUUAUUCUAUUUUCCUUUGGUCUUGGUGUGAUCAUAUUUGCCACCGCUGUGUACUACGCCGAAAAAGAUGUCAAGGGCACAACUUUCUCUAGCAUCCCUGACAGUAUGUGGUACGCUAUUGUCACUAUGACAACAACAGGGUAA